AUGUCCAUCUUUAUUGUCUCAGAUAUGAGUGACAUAUACGAGAAGCUAUUUGAUGAGGUUGGCAAAAAUUAUUUGAAGGAUGUCAGACACGCCAUUUCCAUUGGGCCUGGCAUUGGAGAGGCGGACAUUCUCUUUCUAAACAAAACAACACCAAAUCUGACCAAGUUGACUGCAGUGGACAAAGACUCAAGUUGCAUUGAAGAAUUUAGAAAAAAUUUGAAGGAGCUCUUCUCAGAUGAUGUGGCCGUUCAUUUUCACUUGUCACCGGCCCAAAUUUGGCAGGGUCCCCAAGAGAGAGCUGACCUAGUGCUCAUCUUCCACACAUCUACAACCUACUGUCUGAACGACAUCUUGAGAGAGCUAGGGAGGAAACUCCACGUCGAGUCCUACACAGUUAAACUAGAACUCAUCCAUCUUGGCUACAGCAUAGAUCGGGUGCACAAUUUCGAAUACAACCAAGACUUGCAAGCACUGCAUGACUACGUUGUCUCCUUCAUAAUGAUACAUGCCAACCCACCAAUCGACGACGAAGAACUGGUGAAGAAAGCCAUCAAGAAAUUAAUUGACGCUGGUAACAAAGGAUACGCCAGUGGGAAUUUAUUCAGCGUUAUUAAAAAAUCGUAA
Messenger RNA from Helobdella robusta, 624 nucleotides. RefSeq lists its product as hypothetical. The record is from RefSeq and is a predicted model, not a curated record. Bases 1 to 624 code for a protein of 207 amino acids. NCBI's taxonomy places the organism in Eukaryota, Metazoa, Annelida, Clitellata, Rhynchobdellida, Glossiphoniidae. The transcript is spliced from 3 exons.